UGUUGGCAUCGAUGUUUCUCCACCACUAGUUUAAAAGUAAAAAAGUUGUAAAGUCGAAUUCGUAGAUUUAACAGCGCAUAGCCACUGCUCGAAGCCUCCUUUUGCAACCACACCACAACAACAGAACAACCAUAACAUGGAGAACAUCGAAGAGGCCCCACCACUCUCUUCGGAGAGCAACAGCAAUAGCAACAACAGCAGCGCCAGCAGCAGUUCCCACCAGCUCUCUCAAUCGGCGGGUGGUGCCAUGGGCGCCGAAGAAGCCCCCUCUUCGUCUCAGUCACACUCCCGCUCUCAUUCGCCCGCCCCCUCUGCCCAAAUCGUUCCAAAUCCAAAUCCAAAUCCGAAUCCGAAUCCCCCCCACCCAUUGAAUCUCCCAUCUGAAAUGGAGGCUAGCGAGAAUUCACCGCAUGAUCACUCACCCACUCCUACUUUCCACCAGACUGCACCGCCACCCACAACUCCAUCGCCGGCACCGCAGCGGGAAGAGCGUGAGCAGCAGCCCCAUCCGGACUUACAGGACCAAGGGCAAGUUCAGCAGCAACAUCCCAACCAGGAUCAGCAGUAUCAAGCAUUGGAGCACCAACAACAGGAUCAGGCAUUGCAAGACCAACAGCAACAGCAAGCAUCGCCGGAUCAAGAGCCACAGCAGCAAUUUCAAGCAUUGGCAUCACAGGAGCACCUUGACCUGCAAGAUCAGCAGCAGCAGUCCCAUCGGGAGGAGCUAAUCCAGCAGCAAGAGUUGGCCAGAGAAGGCCAGCAAGCAGUUGAAAACCAGCCACAGCCAGCCAAUCAAGAGCUCGAUGAGCCACAAGUUCGGGAGCCGGAAAUCGAACCAGAAGCCGAGCCACCGCCACCGCUGCUCCUUGAGGAACUGGACGAGCAGGACUCGGGAUCGCAAGAUCUGAACGAGCAGCAGCCGGCAGUGAUCAUUGAGGCCAACGCCAUAGCCGAAACCAUAGACGCCAACGCCGUGGAGCGCAUCGACGACUACGAAGAGGACGACGACGAGGAGGUGGAUGAGGAGGAGGAGGUGGUAGAGGACCGGGUCGAUAGAGCCGCUGAGGUCCCAUCCGUUUCCGGUGCCGCAGGCCAGCAGCGUCUCCAUUCGGUGGCCGUUUUGCCACGCUACUCGUCUGCCCGUGCACCACGAAGCGGCGGCAGCAGCAGCAACACCAGCAACAAUAACAACAAUAGCAGCCAUAAUAAUAAUAACAACAACAACAAUAACAACAGCAGCAGCAGCAGCGGCGGCGGUCUAUCGCGACGCACUCGCCAUUUUUACAGCAACAACGGCAGUCACUUCAGCAACGACAUGUUCCCCAGCCACGCCCCCCGCAGCAGCACCCAAACAUCGCCCAGGGUGGGAGGGGGAGGUCGUCGCCAGCACUCCACCCCGGCUGCCGCCUCCAAUUCGCCACAGCACCAGGGCGUCGAUCCCCUGAGGCUGCUCUAUCCCAAUGUCAACGAGAGCGAGACUCCGCUGCCCAGGUGCUGGAGUCCACACGACAAGUGCUUGUCCAUUGGCCUCUCGCAGAACAACCUAAGGGUCACCUACAAGGGUGUGGGCAAGCAGCACAGUGAUGCCGCCUCCGUGCGCACCGCCUAUCCGAUCCCGUCCUCCUGCGGACUGUACUAUUUUGAGGUGCGGAUCAUCUCCAAGGGACGCAACGGCUACAUGGGCAUCGGCCUUACUGCCCAACAGUUCCGGAUGAACCGCCUGCCAGUAGGUUGGGACAAGCAAUCGUACGGCUACCACGGCGACGACGGCAACUCGUUCAGCUCCUCCGGAAAUGGCCAGACCUACGGGCCCACCUUCACCACCGGCGAUGUGAUCGGAUGUUGCGUUAAUUUUGUGAACAACACGUGCUUCUACACCAAGAACGGUGUGGAUCUGGGCAUCGCAUUUAGGGACUUGCCGACCAAGUUAUAUCCGACCGUUGGCCUACAGACUCCCGGCGAAGAGGUGGAUGCCAACUUUGGCCAGGAGCCUUUCAAAUUCGACAAGAUCGUCGACAUGAUGAAAGAGAUGCGCUCCAAUGUGCUUCGCAAGAUUGACAGAUAUCCACAUCUGCUUGAGACCCCGGAGAACCUGAUGAAUCGCCUGGUUUCCACCUACCUGGUGCAUAAUGCCUUCAGCAAGACCGCCGAAGCCUUCAAUGGCUAUACAAAUCAGACCUUCGACGAGGACUUGGCAUCCAUCAAGAUACGUCAAAAGAUCAUCAAGCUCAUACUGACGGGCAAGAUGAGCCAGGCCAUUGAGCACACCCUACGCUCCUUUCCCGGACUUUUGGAAAAUAAUAAGAACCUCUGGUUCGCCUUGAAGUGCCGCCAGUUUAUCGAAAUGAUCAACGGAGCCGACAUUGAAAAUGUCAACAACAAAGUCACAGCCACCACCCAGACCAUGCCCACAAACCAGACGUCCGUGAUACAGUCCACCAAGGCGUUCAAGCACAGCAAGAGCGGCAAUGGCAAUGGCAAUGGCAAUGGCAAUGUGAACAUCAAUCAGACUCAACAGCAACCAAACAGCACUGCGAUUCCAGCUGUGAUAAAGCCACAAGGCACCGACAAGCCAGAUAUAAAAAACAUGAUGGUUGAUGACAACUCCAACAAGUGCAUGGAGCACGACAGCAACAGCAUGGACGUGGAAAUGGAGCCCUGCCAGAGUCACUCCAACGGCGGCGACUCCUGCUCCAAUGGCAAUGCCAGCGCAGUGCGCAAUUCUCUAGAUGCCAUCGACGAGGAAAUGGAUGUAGACGUUUCCCCCUCGUCGCGCAGCUGCGGUCGUGUCAUCGAGAAGAUCCUCGAGUUCGGCAAGGAGCUGUCCUGCAUGGGCCAGCAGCUGGAGAAGGAGAACCUCAUGACUGAAGAGGAGCGUCAAAUGUUGGAGGAUGCAUUUAGCUUGAUUGCCUACUCAAAUCCCUGGUCCAGUCCGCUGGGCUGGCUAUUGUGUCCGUCGCGACGCGAGAACGUUUCCACCACCCUCAACUCGGCCAUAUUGGAGUCACUGAACUGCGAGCGCCGUCCGCCGCUGGAGUAUCUGGUGGCCCAUGCCGCCGAGCUGAUCAAGGUCAUUGGACAGCACUCGCUGGGCGAGGACGCUUUCAUUACCAUCGACGAUGUGUUCCCGCAAAAUUGA
Drosophila elegans is the source of this 3139-nucleotide messenger RNA. RefSeq names its product ran-binding proteins 9/10 homolog. NCBI's taxonomy places the organism in Eukaryota, Metazoa, Arthropoda, Insecta, Diptera, Drosophilidae. The coding region runs from base 137 to 3139 and encodes 1000 amino acids. Gene Ontology annotation, cellular component: cytoplasm. The transcript is spliced from 12 exons. Gene Ontology annotation, biological process: cell surface receptor signaling pathway; cytoskeleton organization. The record is from RefSeq and is a predicted model, not a curated record. Gene Ontology annotation, molecular function: protein binding.